AUGUAUAUCCGGGACUUUAGCACAGCAAACAGUUGCCGAGACCCAGAAUCUUUAGAUAUCAGCACAAUGCUGCUGGAUACAAAGAAGCACCUUACUUUGCAGAACGUUCCCAGCAGCUACGUUGAGAAAAGAACCCAUGUUAAGAGAUUUGACGUUUCAUGUCCCGGCAAGAAUGAUAUCUUAAAAGGAAGGAAACCAAGGGCUCCUAUUUGUCCCACUUACAGAGAAAUAGAUAUCGACGUCAACAGAAUUCCCAAGAAAAUUGUUCAGCGCCGAUGCAUGUGUACCAAUUGUUUACCAAUAUUUGACGGUUCCAUGGGACGCCGAUCAUUUUCACGAUGCGUACCAACAUUUCAAUAUCAGAUGGUUCUAAGGAGAGUUGGAUGCAAUAAUGGGGUGUACGAGUAUAAACCCGUAAUGGAGCCGUUCGUUGUUGGGUGUUCUUGUCAGGUGUUCUUUGUAUGA
This is a messenger RNA of Saccostrea echinata, 465 nucleotides long. Its product is annotated as interleukin 17-like protein. NCBI's taxonomy places the organism in Eukaryota, Metazoa, Mollusca, Bivalvia, Ostreida, Ostreidae. Gene Ontology annotation, cellular component: extracellular region. The coding region runs from base 1 to 465 and encodes 154 amino acids. The record is from RefSeq and is a predicted model, not a curated record. The transcript has 2 exons. Gene Ontology annotation, molecular function: cytokine activity.